AUGUCUUCUCAAGUUCGCACUCUCCACAAACGAUCUCAGUCUUCUUCUGUAUCAAAACUAACCAGUGAAAAAAGCACGUUUUGUGUUCUACGAGAUCAACUUCGAUUCGUUCCACGCGGUGAAAUCAUCUCGAUUAAGGUUUUGUCCAAAUUAUCAUUAGGUGACAUGCGCAUUCAAGGUACUAUCAUUCUAAUAGGAAACCAAGAGGAGCGUGACAACUUGAUGGACAUUGUUUCAUCAACAAAAAAUUCUUCAAAAUUAUCUGAUACGUCGACGAACGAUGAAGAAAAUCUAGCAGAAGAUAAAGGGAUUGAAGUCAUCCCUUCUCCUAAAGCUGUAUCAUCAGAAAUUGAUGAAUGUGAGGCCGACGAAGAAGAAAGCAGAGAGUCAGAAGAAGAUGAUGACAAAAAGAAGAAGAACAUCGAUUUAUCAAAACUUUCUUCUUCGCUUUCCAUUCUCGCAGUGAAUAGCAAGGCUAAUAUACAACCGUUGACAACAGCCAGUCCUACUGGUAAACAGACAAUUCAAUACUUGGUUCAAGUGGGAAAAAUCUUGUCCAAUGAGUCUGAUCCAUGUUCUGAAAUCGAUGAUGAUGAGAUUGACAGAGGAGAAAUCUCCGGCUAUAUCUGUUCUACCUUGGAUAUGAGUGAGUCUGAGUUGCUUGCUUUUAACGGUAAAACUCUGUUAUCUACUGCUCGGCAAGAGUUUCGAAAGAAGUAUCCCGAUCCAAACACAAUCUUUGCCAAUGCCACGAAAGAGCAUAUACAAGCUGCAGCUGGUGUUUUUCUUCUCAAUAUAGAUAUGAUACUCGUGGGGUUUAUUUUAGAAUUCGCCUGGCUCAAUCAUCCAUUGGAAAAACGGUCGAAUGGAUAUGUCAAAAAUCUGUAA
Molecule: messenger RNA, 888 nt
Organism: Adineta ricciae
Lineage: Eukaryota; Metazoa; Rotifera; Eurotatoria; Adinetida; Adinetidae
Source: the annotation of a GenBank genome assembly